Molecule: messenger RNA, 3336 nt
Organism: Stegastes partitus (bicolor damselfish)
Lineage: Eukaryota; Metazoa; Chordata; Actinopteri; Pomacentridae
Gene: engl
Product: endoglin, like
Exons: 17
Coding region: 172-2742 (856 amino acids)
Biological process (GO): regulation of transforming growth factor beta receptor signaling pathway; transforming growth factor beta receptor signaling pathway; cell migration
Molecular function (GO): transforming growth factor beta binding; type II transforming growth factor beta receptor binding; glycosaminoglycan binding
Source: RefSeq, a predicted model, not a curated record
GGAGGGCGUGCGUGACCGCGGGGUUGUGUGUUUAGGAAAUGAGGUGGGCGUGUGUUGGGUUGUGAAUCCAGCCCUCGGAGAGAAGCCUGAAGCAACAGCUGGAUCAGCAGAGUGUCCCUCUGCGCCGGAGCGCCGCAGGAUGCUUUAGGUCGGUCCAGUGGGGAACCUUUCAUGAUGCCUUCACUGUCGGGGCUUGGAUGGACCGUUUGCUGCCUCCUUUUGCUCUCCGAGAGGCCAUCAGCUCGGAGCACAGAGCAGCGAUGCCCGGCGGCCGGUUCGGUCGGGCCGCAGCAUCCUGUUCAGGGUCUGCUGGAGAGGUUUGAGGCAGGUCCGGGCUGCGCUGCAAGUGAACGUGGGAGCAAAGAGACUCAUGUGGUUGCAUUGGGAAGAGUCACAAACAGCCCCGAAAACAAGGUGACGGUGCUGCUGAAGCCUCUGUCUUUGACUCUUUCUCCUCUCAGAGCCGUCUACCUCGUGCUCAGCUCCAAGCUCCCGGUCAGCUGGUGGCUGGAGGCUGAAAGGCUGCCGGCCAACCUGUCAGUGCUGGUGCAGGUAUCCCGAAACUCCAGCGUACAGUCCCUCUCCCUCCGUUUGCAUGUCCAGUCGGUGCAUUCGUUACCUUUCCGGCCCCGAGCGCUGCACCGCUGGGCUCUGAAGCACCACGGCAACCUGUCCUCUCUGACGCACACAACGCACGGCAAUCGAGUUUACCUCCGCCUGGGAGAGGAUCUGACGCUGCCCGCUGUGUGCCAGCUGCAGUCCAUGUUCCUCUCCCACAACUACAUGACCUCUGACCUGCAGCAGCAGGAGGUGCAGGGCUGCAGCGGCACGCCGGCCGCCGCAUCCAACCCCGAAGUUCACGUCAUCAAACUGCACUCGGCCGGCUCGGGGCUCUGUGGCUCUCUGCAGGUGGAGGCGACCGUCUCUCUCGUGCCUCCGGUGGCCGCUUCAAAGUCGCACAAGGUUGUGUUGAUUCUGAGCAGCUCGGUGCCGGUCAACUGGGCCAUCGUUGCUCCCGGUGUCCGGGGUCGCAUCACCGUUCACGCCUCCAACAGCGUCUCUCCGUCCUACCCACCUGAGCCCGGCCUCACCGUGUCCAGCACCCUCAACGCCGACCUCUCCACCAUCACCGACCUCCUGGUGUGGGCUGCUGAGAGCGGCUACCCCGCGGUGACCUCGUACACCGAGGCCGAUCUGGCCAACCGCUUUGUGAUCCGGCUGGCUGAGGGCGGUGCAGAGGAGGCUGCAGCAGUAAACCCUCUGCUGCUGAGGCCUUCCUGGAUGGAGGAGCGCCGGCUGAGGCAGGGGCUGAACGGUGGAGGCAGAGCAAGAGGAGGAGGAGGAGGCCUGGAGAGCUUCCCGGUGAAGUGUGAGGACGGACAGCUCAGCGUGGCGGUGGACCAGCGCAUCCUGCAGAACUUGUCCGUCCCGGUGGCUGCUGUGACUCUGCAGGACCUGACAUGCCAGGCUCAGUCCAACGGGAGCCAUUUCCUGUUAGUGUUCCCAGUGAUUUCCUGUGGGACCGAGGGCCUGCUGCUGGGAGAGCCCCGAGGGGUGCAGUACACCAACGUGGUGUUGUUAUGGAGACACAAACCACAGACCAUUCUGACACCCAAUGAGACAGACAAGUCUAAAAGUCCACUCAAGAUACAUAUUAGCUGUUGGGCUGCUGCUCCCAACCCCUCCAGCCCUGCCGCUGAUGCUGAAGAUAGUGUGAACACUCCUCAGUCAGGACUGGUCCCCUGGGUACCCAGAGGUCCAGGAUCUGAUCCAGACCUGAGCCACCUCCCAACACCAAGACACAGGUCUGGGCCUGUUCUUGUUUUAGAGCUUUUUAUUAAUGAGAGCUACGAGCAGACGCGAGUCGGCCCCUGUGUCGUCACUGCAGACCACCGUGUCUACGUCGAGAUUUCAGCCAAAGGGCCCCUCGCAGAUGUCGCUCAGGUGAACUCAUGUGUCAUAUCUCCUCUGUCAGACCCCAAAAAAUCUCCUUUCUGGGCUGUAAUAAGUGACGGCUGUUCCUCAGACUCCUCACUGACCCUCCAUGCAAAGACAAAAGAUGAAGAGGAGGAAGGUGAUGGUGACCUAGAGGAGGAGGAAGAGACAGAGAAACCGGAAACAGUUCAUCACACAACUGAAAGAAGAGGUAGAGAAGCAAUGAUUCGCAAGAAGACCGCAAGGAUGGGAGCAGAGGAGGAGAUACAGCCCUUAAGGUUUAGUUUCAUCCUGCGGCCGGUUUAUAACAACUCGAUUCAGUUCCUCCACUGCAGCCUUCGAGUUUGUGUCUCUGAUCCAACGAGAGGGAAACCAACGAAGGAAACAGUGAAGAAAGACUGUCAGGGCAGACUGCAUAUCCCUCCGCUAGUAUCUAAACCAUCAAAACAUCAGUGUGAGAUCAGAAACCUCUCCAGACCCAUGGUGGUCACCCAGUCUAUGAGUUCACUGAUCCACAAAAUGCAGCCUCCUGCCGGUCCAAGAACCAAAAGACUAAGCGUUGUUCCAGUGGCCGGUCCAGACCCGCAGCACAGCAGCUCUGUGGUGCAGAUCGGACCAGUGAUGGGAAUCGUCUUCGCAGCCUUUGUGAUGGGUGUCAGUCUGAUGGGGGGGCUGUGGUGCAUCUACAGCCAUACAGGGGGACGCCAAGUACCUGCAGGAGAAGAUUAUCUAACAGACCAGACUCCUGUAAGUCAGAGCAUCUGGAGUCAGCCUUCACCGUCCGAUCAGUUCUCCAGCUCGGUGUAGAGGAUUUCCUCCUGCAAAUCUGAGAAAGGGGAACUGGGACAGAGGUUCUAACAACUUGUGUGUGUGUGUGUGUGUGUGUGUGUGUGUGUGUGUGUGUGUGUGUGUGUGUGUGUGUGUGUGUGUGCAGAGAUAUUGUUUGUGCAACGCUCCUCAUGAGUCUUUGCUUCGUGGCAGACAUGCGAGAGGACCGAGAACUUGUGACUACAGUAGCUCAUCGUAAGCGUUCUGAAGGAUCAGACGUUUGAUUGAGAGCGAAACGUGGGUUGUUCGAUGCAGCGAGCCACUCUGCAGCGAGUCAUUGCGAAACUGGCCGCGCAUCUUCACAUGGACGGAGCUGCUUCUGGAUUCAGCAGGAUCUGAUCAUGGUUGGAGUGACUCAGACAGAAACCACGUCGCCGUCCUUAGAGCCAGAACGCAAGGUCACAGAAGAAUCGAGAGGUUACUGCGUGCCUGGUUGAAGACUCACUCGUUUUCACUACUUGUGUUGUAGCUGUGAAUCAGCUGGAUGUCAAAACUACAUCUAUCUGUUGGUGAACUCUGUUCUGUAUUUAUGUGCCAAAUGAGAUGCAUUAAAUAUGCUGAGGCCCGCGUUGA